AUAAAAAAUACAUUGGUACGGGUCAAGGUCUGAGAGUACCUCACUUUGAAACAUCUUCAUUCGGAGUGUUUUCCAUUUCGUGCCUACUGAACAUGACCCUGUUUUGUGACCUUUAUUGUUGUUUUCUGGGAACCCUUUAUGUCCCUUAUAUACCCAUGGGUAUAAUAUUUCCUCCAGCAUAAUAGUUUUAUAAUGAAGCCAUAAUCCCUGGGCUGUUAGUGUACACACGCAGAGCCAUUUCCCUAUGGACAAAUAGCACCCCACAAGAGAUUACACACUACGUACACACACUCUCCACGUUGUUGGCGCAGGAAGAUUGCAUGAGCACAAACAAUAAAAUCCCUGAUCCCAGGAGGUGCGUAGUACACCCUAUCUCCAGGUUGACUCUUCAGAGGGGAGCAAAGUUGCACACAGACGCCCUCUAAUCCGUAGCGUAUUGUUUGACCCAUGGCGAACUUGACUACUAUGGUCGACAACUGCUGCGCCUUCGAAUCUCCCAUUCUGGACCUGGUCCUUCCUCCUAUCCUGGUGCUGGAGUUCAUGUUCGGGCUGAUGGGGAACAUUGUGGCUCUGUGGAUGUUUAUCUUCCACAUGGACACCUGGAAGCCCAACUCUGUCUACCUCGCACACCUUGCCGUGGCUGACUCCAUCGUCCUGUUCUGUCUGCCCUUCAGAGCCGACUACUACAGACGUGGCAAAAACUGGAUCCAUGGUGAUGUCCUGUGCCGGCUUAUGCUGUUCCUGUUGGCGGCCAACCGUGCCGCUGGCAUCUUCUUCCUUACUGCGGUGGCCGUAGACCGUUACUUCAAGAUCGUUCACCCUAUGAACAAGAUCAACCGGAUGGGCCUGAACUAUGCUCUGUGGGUGUCUCUGGGCCUGUGGGGCCUGAUCAUCGCUGCAACCGGGUACCUGCUGGCCAAUGAACACUUCUUCUACCGCAACAACCGGACACAGUGCGAGAGCUUCAACAUCUGCAUGGGCUUCAGCCCGCUGUCUACGUGGCACAACACCUUCUACAUAAUCCAGUUCUUCCUGCCAACCACCAUCGUCACCUUCUGCACCGUCUGCAUAACCUGGCAGCUGAAGAACAAGACGCUUGACACCGGAGGGAAGAUCAAGCGGGCGGUGCAGUUCGUCAUGGCCGUGGCACUCAUCUUCAUCAUUUGCUUCUUCCCCAGUACGGUGUCUCGGAUCGCUGUGUGGAUCCUCAAGGCCUGGUACAACGAAUGCCGGUAUUUCCAAGAGGCCAAUCUGGCGUUCUACACCUCUGUGUGUUUCACCUACUUCAACAGCGUGCUGAACCCCAUCGUAUACUACUUUUCCAGCCCGGCCUUCAACGGGACCUUCCUAAAGCUGUUCAACAGACUGCUGGGGAGGAAAGAGGACGAGGAACAGUCAGCCUCGCCUGUGAAUGGGACCGGGAUCGGCAGUCGCAACACAGUAUCAGGGAGGAUCUGAAGUGGUAGUUAGUCACUUCUAACCACUGAUCCAGAAUCUGGGCCUGGGCAUGUACUCGCGAAGUGUCUCAGAGUAAGUCUUAUUCAUUGUGAUCUAAAAUACAAAACUGAUCCUAGAUCAGCACUCAUAUGUUGAGACCCUUUGUGAAUAUGGACCCAGAAGGAUCUGACUCGGUGUGGUUAUUUCUACUCCUACUGCAGGGUUCCCCAACUGGUGGCCCACAGGUGAAUUUAUUUGGCCCCCCAAGUUUUCUGAGCAAAACAAAUAUAUAUAUAUUUUUUGGUUAUUGUUGUUGGACAUAAAAUAUUAUAAAAACACCAGCAAAAAUAAAUCAAGUGAUUUUAAUUAUGGAUAUCUGUUCCAAAGAAUUCCCACACAUAAAAGACAAAUACAAUAUAUAUGUGAUCAUAUGUAAAUGUAAGCAAGGUUUGAAAUUAUUAUGUUUUAUUUAUAAUUAUGUUCUGGCCCCCUGACCAUGCUCAAGAAUAAAUCUGCCUGCGGCUCAAUCUAAUUGAUGAUCCCUGUUCUAGCGGAA
Salmo salar (Atlantic salmon) is the source of this 1993-nucleotide messenger RNA. Its product is annotated as hydroxycarboxylic acid receptor 2-like. Gene Ontology annotation, cellular component: membrane. NCBI's taxonomy places the organism in Eukaryota, Metazoa, Chordata, Actinopteri, Salmoniformes, Salmonidae. The record is from RefSeq and is a predicted model, not a curated record. Gene Ontology annotation, molecular function: G protein-coupled receptor activity. Gene Ontology annotation, biological process: G protein-coupled receptor signaling pathway.